UGCACCACUUGGCUGUGAUAUCCAUCUCUUAAUUGUGUAACAAUGCAAUAAGAAGUAAACAGAAUUGCUUUAAAGCGCUUGGAAAUCAGUGGAUAAUAUGAGUCCAUCUUUUUGAAGCCAGAAUGAAGUACCUAUUGUGGGUUGCUUUUCUGUUCGUUUUUUGUCUGUAUGGUUGCCGGAGCAGUGAGGUGAUUGGACAAGAGGACUUCCUGCUUGUUGCAGGCCCUCUGGCAAAGCAGCUGGUGAGAAGCUCAGGCAAUACGGGGAAGGAUGCGUUCGACUGCAGUCAUCCCAUACCUCCAGGCUUUAAACAGAACUUUGAGUACCUCAAGAACAGAGGGGUGACCCACUUCAAAGUGCCGCUGUCAUGGGCUCAACUCCUACCUACCGGCCUUCCCAGUCAACCGCAGCAGGCUGUGGUUACCUGUUACCAGACCCUGCUGAAACAGCUGCUGGAGGUGGGCCUUCAGCCUCUGGUCGUCCUUCAUGGAUCCACAGUGCCAGAGACUCUGAGAUCAAGGUAUGGAGGCUGGGAGAGCCAGGAGCUGGUAGAGAUGUUUCAGCGGUAUGCAGAGUUUGCCUUUGAGGAGUUUGGAGCACUAGCACACUCAUGGGUGACACUGAGUGACUUGGAUGAUGUUUGGCAUGACGGGCAGCCUGCUCUGCAAAAUAUCCUCCAGCUCAACAAGAAUAUUUACCAGAUCUACCAUCAACAGUUUCCUGACAAAGUGAGACGUCUGUCAAUCGGACUGAGAACUAGUGAUGCUGCAAUUCUUCCCCAGAUCAAAGGUUCAUCUCCAAUGGAUUUCUUGUCAGUGCACAUCGAAUACAACUGUGCCUCUACAUCAAACUUUGCAAAGGAGCUAAGCAGCUUACAGAUGUCAAGUGGGGACCUGCCAAUCCUGAUAUACGAGGUGGCUGUUCAUGGUUGUCCCGACAGUCAAUACCAGCUUCUUGGCAAUUUCUUACAGGCCUUAUUGAACAAUAACCUGAAUAUUGUGGGAUGUGACAUGAUGGAUAUGUUGGGUAAGCUGGACAUGGAGGACGUCCCAACCAGUCAUGGUAUUUCGUACUACAAUAGAAUUAAUAUAUUUAAAAACAGUUAUCGGAAUGUGUGGAAUAAGUUUGGGGCCCAGACCAUAACAGAACGAGACCUUUUCCUCAAUGAAUCAUUCCCGUCAGGCUUCCAAUGGGCUACCUCCAGUGAGUCCUUCAAGGUUGAGGGAGGCUGGUCAGAAGGUGGGAAGGGAGAGACCAUUUGGGACCGUUUUGGUCAUGACGGCCUAGCAUUUGCCAAUCAGACAGCUGAUCUAGCUAGUGACAGUUACCACAAGGUGGAUUAUGAUGUCUACCUCCUGCGAGGUCUUCAUGUCAACACCUACCAGUUUUCCAUCUCCUGGGCCCGUAUUUUCCCCUCAGGCCACCGGGGAAGCCAAUCAGAGAAAGGGGCUCUCUACUAUGACAAGCUGAUCAACGCUCUCAUUGAGUCUGGCAUACAACCUGUAGUCACUCUCUACCACUGGGAUCUGCCCCAGACACUCCAGGACUAUGGUGGAUGGACCAACACUUCCAUUGUUGAAGCCUUCAAGGACUACGCAGACUUCUGCUUCUCCAGGUUUGGAGACAGGGUCAAGACAUGGAACACAUUCAGUAGCCCCUGGGUGGUGAGCCAUGCUGGGUAUGGCACUGGUGAGCAUCCCCCUGCAGUCAAAGACUAUGUGGUUGCCUCCUAUCAGGCCACUCACAAUAUGCUCAAGUCUCAUGCUGAGGCUUGGCAUGUCUACAAUGACAAGUACAGAAAGACACAAGGGGGGAAAGUGGGCAUUGCAUUGAACUCUGACUGGGCUGAGCCCAUGGACCCCUCCAGACCUGAAGACAUAGCAGCUGCAGAUCGCUACCUGCAGUUCAUGCUAGGCUGGUUUGCACAUCCUAUAUUUGUAAAUGGAGAUUAUCCUCCAACACUCAAGACUCAGAUUGAACAGAAAAUAAAUGAGUGUCCCCUCUCUGAGCCUGCAAGACUUCCAGUUUUCACUGCUGAAGAGAGCCAGAGGAUACAUGGAACAGCUGACUUCUUAGGAUUAAACCACUAUACCUCCCGGUUGGUCAACAACAGUAUUGGUGGCUGUACCCCUGGUCCUGAGGGGGUGGGUAACUUCCAGGCACAUGUGGACCCUUCAUGGUCUUCUACAGCUUCUGACUGGAUCUAUUCUACACCUUGGGGUCUCAGAAGACUUCUUAACUAUAUUUCCUUAGAAUACUUGAAUGUUACCAAAUUGCCUAUCCACAUAACUGGGAAUGGUAUGCCUACUGAGCACACUGGGGACACUCUCAAUGACACCGGUAGAAUAGAGUACAUGAAGAGUUACAUCAAUGAGGCCCUGAAAGCAAUAUUCAUAGAUGGAGUGGAUGUGCAGCGAUUCACAGUGCAGUCACUCAUGAAUGGAUUUGAGGGAGAACAAGGUUACAGCCAAAGAUUUGGUCUUCACCAUGUCAACUUUGAAGAUGCAAACAGACCAAGAACCCCAAAGCAGUCUGCAUAUUUCUAUUCUCAGGUUAUCAAGCAAAAUGGAUUUGGUUCACAUAAAGGGCAUGCUUUUAAAGUAUCAGAGAUGCAACUCAACCGCCGUCCAAUGGCUUUAUCACCCUCUGACGUCCCAUCUAAAUCCAAGGUUGUCUGGGAGGAAUUCUCAAACCAGUCAAAAUUCCAGAGAAAAAUGUACCACUAUGGCACUUUCCCACAAGGCUUCAGUUGGGGAGUGUCAUCUUCAGCUUACCAGAUUGAAGGUGGCUGGAAUGCUGAUGGGAAGGGGCCCAGCAUCUGGGAUGCAUUCACCCACAAACCUGGCAGUAUUCCUGCAAAUGCCAAUGGAGAUGUGGCCUGUGACAGCUACCACAGACUUGAAGAAGACUUCUACAUGCUGCGAGCUCUAAGGGUGAAUUCAUACAGAUUCUCUUUGUCCUGGUCCAGGAUCUUUCCCGAUGGUCGGCUUACCUCCCAGAACCAGAAAGGUGUUGACUACUACAAUAGACUAAUUGAUGGUCUCUUAGCAUAUAACAUCACUCCCAUGGUGACUCUCUACCACUGGGACCUUCCUCAAGCUUUGCAAGACCUUUGUGGCUGGGAAAAUGUAGAGAUGAUUAACAUUUUUAAUGACUUUUGUGACUUCUGCUUUGCCACCUUUGGAGACAGAGUGAAAUUUUGGAUGACCUUUAACCAGCCUCACACAAUUGCGUGGUUAGGAUAUGGACUUGGACAGAUCCCACCAAAUGUUAAGAAUCCAGGUAUUGCACCAUACACAGUUGCACACAACCUUAUAAAGGCACACGCCAAGGCUUACCACACAUAUGACGAUAAGUAUCGCAAAUCCCAAAGUGGUCUAGUAUCCAUCGUCCUCAAUGCUGAUUGGAUCGAACCUAAAGAUGUUAAUGUUCCCCGUGAGGUGGUGGCUGCUGACCGCGCUCUGCAGUUCCAACUAGGUUGGUUUGCACACCCCAUUUUCAAGAAUGGCGACUAUCCAGAUGCAAUGAAGUGGCAAGUUGGAAACAAGAGUGAACUCCAAGGUCUUUCAGAGACAAGACUACCUUCCUUCACUGAAGAAGAAAAGACCCUCAUCAAAGGAACUGCUGACAUGUUCUGUGUAAAUCAUUACACUACAAAGAUUGCACGCCAUGCUACUUUGAGGCUUUCCCCUCAAUCCUAUGAAUAUGACCGGGACUUGUCAGAAGCAGAGGAAGAUGAUUCACCAACUACUGCCAUCAGUAACCAGAGAGCUGUAGCAUGGGGCUUGAGAAGACUCCUCAACUGGAUCAAAGAUGAGUAUGGAGAUCCAGAGGUUUACAUUACUGAGAAUGGAGUAGCUACAGAAUCAAAGACAACUUGGGAUGACUCUGCCAGAGUGUUUUAUUACAAGACCUACAUUAAUGAGGCUCUGAAAGCCUAUGACCUUGAUGGUGUGAAGGUAAAAGGAUACAUAGCAACAUCACUCAUGGACUCUUUUGAGUGGCUUAAUGGGUACAAACUAGGAUUUGGUUUGCACCAUGUGGACUUCACCAACCCAAACCUGCCGAGAACACCCAAGUACUCAGCCCAUUUCUACUACCAAGUUAUAAAGGACAAUGGUUUCCCUACACCAGAUGAUGAGAAGCAUAUUCAUGGACAUUUCCGCAAAGAUUUUAUUUGGAGUACUGCAACGGCAUCAUACCAGAUUGAAGGGGGAUGGAGAGCGGAUGGAAAAGGUCUCAGCAUCUGGGACAAGUUUGCUCACACUCCUCUUCGAGUGUUCAAUGAUGACAAUGGCGAUAUAGCCUGCAACAGUUACAAUAAAGUAGAAGAGGAUGUUGCUAUAUUGAAGCAACUUAAGGUGACCCAUUAUCGUUUCUCCAUAUCCUGGCCGAGGGUACUUCCUGAUGGCACCACCAAGCACAUUAAUGAGGCUGGACUAAACUACUACCACAGACUGGUGGAUGCACUGCUUGCUGCAAACAUCCAACCUCAUAUUACUCUCUACCACUGGGACCUUCCACAAGCUCUGCAGGACCUUGGGGGCUGGGAGAAGGAGACUAUUAUUGUCAAAUUCAGGGAUUACGCUGACCUCAUCUUUAGCCGUCUUGGCCACAAAGUGAAAUUUUGGAUCACCAUUAAUGAGCCGUACAAUAUAGCCAAUGUAGGCCAUGGCUAUGGGGCGGCUGCCCCAGGGAUCAGUUUCCGACCAGGCACUCUGCCCUACAUUGUGGGUCACAACCUGCUUAAAGCACAUGCUGAGGCCUGGCAUCUCUACAAUGACAAGUACCGGGCCAAACAGAAAGGAAUUAUCUCCAUCACCAUCAACUCUGACUGGUCAGAGCCCAGAAAUCCCUAUAAGCAGGAGGACAUUGACGCUGCAAGGCGUGUGGUGCAGUUCUACAUUGGCUGGUUUGCACAUCCUGUAUUUAACGGAGACUACAGCAACAUGAUGAAGACAAUCAUUCGAGAGCGAAGCCUAGCUGCUGGUCUGCUAAAAUCUCGGCUGCCUGAGUUCACUCCUGAGGAGAUUAAGAGGAUUAAGGGUACCUAUGAUUAUUUUGGGUUCAACCAUUACACCACAGUCCUGGCGUUCCCUGUGAACUAUGGAAACCUUCAGCACUAUGAUGCCGAUAGGGGUGCAGGAACGAUUGCUGAUCGUACCUGGCUGGAUUCAGGCUCAUCUUGGCUGAAGGUCUCACCGUUUGGAUUCCGCAGGAUAUUGAACUUCAUUAAGGAGGAGUAUGGAAAUCCACCAAUUAUCAUCACAGAAAAUGGCAUGUCAGAGCGAGGGCAGAUUGACCUAAACGAUAUUCAUAGGAGCUACUACUAUGAAAAGUACAUCAACCAGGUGCUGAAAGCUUACUUACUAGAUAACGUGGAUAUCCAGGGUUACACAGCUUGGUCCCUGAUGGACAACCUAGAGUGGGCUACUGGCUUCUCAGAAAGAUUUGGCCUUUUCUACGUCAAUCACUCAGACCCUAAACUGCCUCGACUGGCCAAGACUUCUGUUACCCUCUACUCCACCAUCAUCAACUGCAACGGAUUCCCGGACCCCGCCUUGGGACCCCAUGAGUGUUUGAAUACUGUGCCUGAAGCAAUGAGCGUGCCGAUGACCACGCCGGUCACACCUGUCACCCUGGCCACGCCUGUCACGCCUGCUCCUUCUGACAACGCUGUGAGCUUCCUGGGUAUGAAGCUCUCUACCAAUGAUGCUGAGACUGGACUUAUCACCACAUUUGCUCUGCUGAUUGUUGCAGCAUUUGGAGCUAUUUGUACAUCUUUUUUUUUGUUUAAGGCAAAAAAAUAAUUCCAAGAAAAACAUUAAAUCUGAUCUAUAAAACUGGAACGGAAAUUCUGCAAAAAUGCAGAGUUGUAAUCAAAGUCCAACUUGCAGUAACCUGUCUGCAUAUUCUUAUGAGCACCAUUUCAUAAAACUUCAUGCAUGUUAAUGCAGAUUAAAUGUGUUUAGCUGCAUGCUGUACAAAGAUGUAUUCUUCUCCCAAGCGCAUGAUUCAACAGAUUGUUAUUUUUCUUUCAUUCAGUUACAUCUCCAAUAUGUUGCUGCUCAUCUCAUGUUUCAGAUCAUGAUUAAAAUAAUAUACAAGUUGCUCAUGAUCCACGCUAUUUACUGCUAAAACUGAUCCCCUGUAGAUGUAUUAUGGAAUGUGAGCCACACUGAAUCAUGCAAGAUCUUCCCUUCGCUUGAGGCAGCCUUACACUGCGAUCAGGUACAUAAUAGACAUAAUUUGCACUUGCAUUGUGAGACAAGUAAAUAAAUGUUUUCCCCCAUGCUUGAAACACUGGAUUGUGACCUGAAUUGUUGCUCAUUAAAGCCAUGCAUGAAUUUAUAGGAGAACAACCUCAAUGUUAGGUUAAACAUUUGGGAGCUGCAGCUCUGUCAUUAGACUAGCUGAGGUUUUAGGAGCUUUUCAUGGAGCAAAAUCACAUGGUCUCCUGAACCUUACUGCUGUGUCCCCAGAAGCUGCAGCUACAAACUGCAGCUGUGGUUUAGCAUCAACACGGUAGAGAUCAGCUGAAGCCACUAGAUGUCACUGCAGGUGUAAACAGAUCCUGCUGCACGCUGGUUUUCAGAGGAGAUUCAGAACUUCUAAAUCUUUAACCAUCCAAUAAAGGACAAGUUAUUAUAUUGUCCAACUAAUGUAAUAUCAUGUCAUUAUACUUAAAAAAAAUAAAACACUUAUGCUUCAGUUCAUGUUUGAUGCCAAGAUGAGGGUUAGUGACUGUCAAACUGGAACGGUCGAUUCAGUCACAGGUCACAGACAACAAACCCAAACUGAAAUCAUUAAAACAUUGUAUUGUAUGACUGAUUAUCGCUGCAGUUUUAAUGUAAGCUAGUUGACAUAUUAUUGAUACUAGAUUAAGUGUUAUGGGUAUGAUGUACUUUUUUAGAUAAAAAUAUAAACCUGAUGCUUGUGAUGAUCAAAAGUGCAGCUCCUGAUAUAUUGUUGUAGAGGCAUUUCUGAAUAUUUACUUUCAUGAAUUAGUGUUAAUGGUGGCUGAACUGCAAAGUAAAAACAAAACAAAAAAUAAGCUUGAUUGUAUUAUCUUUUAACCGGCCUUCAAGUUUAAAGACACACAUGAGAAUCCACACAGGAGAGAAACCUUUCAGCUGCUCAGUUUGUGAGAAAUCUUUUAACCAGCCUUCAACUUUGAAGAGACACAUGAGAAUCCACACACGAUAGAAACAUUUCAGCUGCUCAGUUUGUGAGAAAAGAUUUUUGCUCAACACAGCUCUAAAGGUACACAUGAAAAGUCACACAGGAAAGAAUCCCCUUUAGCCCUUUCACCCAAUCACCCCUCCGCAUAUCCCUUCACUCAUUGUUGACAAGUUGUUAAUUUCAUACUGUAUAUUCACACUGUAUAUUGUAUAUAAACCAUUAAAUGUUGUAAUUGUA
Messenger RNA from Anarrhichthys ocellatus (wolf-eel), 7419 nucleotides. Its product is annotated as lactase-phlorizin hydrolase. The transcript is spliced from 17 exons. Gene Ontology annotation, molecular function: hydrolase activity, hydrolyzing O-glycosyl compounds. Lineage: Eukaryota; Metazoa; Chordata; Actinopteri; Perciformes; Anarhichadidae. Gene Ontology annotation, biological process: carbohydrate metabolic process. Bases 123 to 5810 code for a protein of 1895 amino acids. The record is from RefSeq and is a predicted model, not a curated record.